AUGCCCGGAGCGGGAAAAACAGUAUGGGGCCAGCGGUUGUCGCAACACUACCAAUGGCCGCAUGUAGAUAUGGAUGACCUUAUUGAAAAGGCGGCCGGAAAAACAAUUACGCGCAUUUUUGAGGAAGAUGGUCAGGAGGUUUUCCGCCAAUAUGAGCAGGCGACACUGCUGCAGAUUAUCAAGAAUGUGGAAGGUCCCAUGAUCGUUUCCUGUGGUGGCGGUACGCCGCUGUUUUUUGAUAACCUGGAGCAGAUGAAAGAUAAUGGCUGUGUCAUUUACCUGGAAGCAGCUAUUGACACACUGUGGUUCCUUGUAUGCAAUGACUUUGCUAAAGAUCAAUGGACAGAUGCGGUCGGGACCGGUAGUAAUAUUGCUGCCAGCCGUAUUGCCGAUCAGAUGAAACAGCUGAAUGCAGAUUACGGCAACCUUACAGGAAGUACUUAUAGUCAGGCCGCAAAUACAACACUCCAGUUUUGCCUGGCACAAAAAGGCCCUUCAGGCAAUAUUCUUGCAGAGCCGGGUAUUGACAGGAUUAACAGGAAUACAAAAGGAUUUACAGCUCCGCCAUAUUCGAGAACUUAUGUAGAUGGAACGAUUAAAGCUGGAACCUACUGGAAUCCGAAGGAAUAUGUCAACAUCUGGCUGCUGAGUAAUCCUGGUUUUACUUUGCUCGGAUAUGCGACUUUCCCAACUGGCAGCGGCCUUCCCGGACUGUCUGGUACGGAAACGGACCAAAUCGCCGGAGUUGCCUUGCUCACCAGUGCAAUAGGGAGUCUGGCAAGUCCUAAUGCAGGCUGUGCCAGUACGAUCUCCUAUGGUAAAGGACGUACACUGACCCAUGAGCUGGGACACUAUUUUGGUUUGCGCCAUAUAUGGGGAGAUAAUAAUGGCGAUUGUUCUCUGGAUGAUUUUUGCGGAGAUACCCCGCGCGCUGCGGCAUCAAAUUCCGGCUGUUCAAAGGGAAUAAAUACCUGCAAUGAUAUGGUAUAUGCCGGUGCCCCUAUUGAUUAUCCGGAUAUGGUAGAGAAUUAUAUGGAUUAUUCAGAUGAUGCCUGUAUGAAUACAUUUACAGCCAAUCAGAAAGACCGGAUUGUUGCAGUAUUGACAAAUAGUCCAAGGCGUAAGGAGCUGCUUACCUCACCUGCAGGCCUUUACGAAGCAAGUAUCCUUUGUGACUACGCUCUGUGGGGCAGUCUCUUCUACCAGAGUAUCUGA
Molecule: messenger RNA, 1215 nt
Organism: Ostertagia ostertagi
Lineage: Eukaryota; Metazoa; Nematoda; Chromadorea; Rhabditida; Trichostrongylidae
Source: the annotation of a GenBank genome assembly